CUAGGUCAAUUUUGAUGUCACUGUUUUUGUUUACGAGUUACGUUUUAUCAUCAUAAGUUAUAUUUGUUGAAACUAUACAGAUGGACUUAAAGAAAUUUAAAUUUUGUAUGAGACCACCGGUAGUUGUGUAAAGCACAAAAGUCUUGUUUUAAUAGGAAGAAAUCAAACGGCAAGUUGACAUUUCAUGAUUUAACGUAAAAGCUUCAUGAUGUUUAAACCAUGUUUUGUGGUAAUAUACAUAAUUACGGUCAUGUGUACAACAGUCUCCUUUAGUCUUGGGGCUUCAAACAACCCGUAUGAUAUUUUAGGACUAAAAAAAAUUGCUACGACACAGGAAAUACGAAAGGCAUACAGGCAAUUAGCAAAAGAAUGGCAUCCAGACAAAGUACAGAACGACCCUGCUGCCGCAAAGUUUGUUAAAAUUAAGUUAGCUUAUGAACUUCUAAGCAACCCGGAUCGACGGCGAAUUUUUGACCAGCAUGGAGUAACGGAUGAAGACUCAUAUUACCUCAAAAAAAAACACGAUUAUAGUGGAUAUAAUCGGUUUUCUAUAGAGGAAAAUGUAAAAAUUUUUGAUAAACGGCCUUCGGUUGAUCAAGGAAUUGAUUUUUUCCAUAAACUAUCAAUAACAACCAAUUACUUUGACAAAACUAUUGUACCAAAUAGUGCAAACCAAUUGUAUAUUGUAAUUUUUUACAAUGAUUGGUGCUUUAAAUGCACUCGAAUAGUAGGCGCGCUUAGAAGGAUAAUAGACUUAUUGGAACCAUUAGGUAUAAACUUUGUAACGGUAAAUGCUGCUCACGAAGAAAGAAUUUUUCGUAAAACUGGAGCAGGCAAUGUUCCGCAACUAGUUCUUGUUUUGGAUAGUAAGUUCUUCCUUUAUCGAGAUCAUACCUUUACACCGCAAAAAGUUGUUGAAUUUAUUCGUAAAAAAUUACCAUUUAAAAUUGUUCAACUCGUCAAUGAUAACAAUUUAAAUGAUUUUCUGGGUGGAUGGAUGGACAACAAAGUAAGAGCUCUAAUAUUUGAACCUUAUAGGUUAAUAAGGCUCCGGUACCUACUCACUGCAUUUGAGUUUUACGACCGUGUUGCAUUUGGAUUCGUUGAUAUGAAUAGCAGAGGAUCAAAUAACACAAUUGCUCGCUUUAACGUUAACACGAGCGUGGACACACUUCUUAUAUUUAAUGAAGAUUCAUCACGCUUCAUAGCAAGUAUUUCAAUGCCGGACAUCCCAAUUCAAACGUUAAAAAACAUAGUUACUAGUAAUCAAUUCUUGGUAUUACCUAGAUUAUCAUCACAGGGUAUGCUAGAAAGAGUUUGCCCAUCUGAAUGGAACCGUCCACGAAAACGUUUGUGUGUGAUUCUCAUUACAGAGAAAAAUACAAAACAUGAUUUGGCAAGAGAGGCUUUAAGAGAAAUUGCCUUGACAAGUGUAUACAGUUCAAAAAGAGUACGAUUUGCGUACUUAUUUAAGGAAAAUCAACCAGAUUUCAUUCAAGCAGUUUCCAAUGGAACGUUUGGGAAAAAUCUUCUGCCAAUUGUCAUAAUUUGGAGACGAGAUGAUAAACAUAUAAAGUAUGAAUGGGUCCCUGGAAUUCAACUCUUUACCAAUGUUACUGUUGAAACCCUCAUUAAUUCAACUAAAAUUGAGAUUUCGUGUACACUUAAAAGGCUUUUAAAGUCUUCAGAAGCUUUAAGCCAUGAAGCCUUUGUGCAGAAAUUAUUUAAUGAACACUCUCAGGGAAUUUUACCUAGAUGGAUUUCCCGAUUCAUGUACUUAGUUGAUUAUCUGUCAGACAACAUGGAAGACGAGCACCUUCUAGCAGUUUUUUCUCUUCUAGGGACUAUUGUGUUUAUGUUUGCUGUUGGGUAUAUAUUAAUGUACUAUGUGAGGACCGAAGAGAAAAAUCUUAAGGCACAAGGCCAUCUUAAUAACAGUCAAGACCAUCAACACAAUAAACUCAUCCCGGAACUCAAAUUAUAUGAAAUGAGAGCUGAGAAAUAUAAUGGGAUGGUUCGCCUACUAAAGCCAGGAUGCCGAACAUUACUUCUUAUAACCGAUUUUCAAAGUCGUUAUAAACUUAUACCAAAUUUUCACAAAGCAGUUUGGCCAUACAGAAAAUCGAAAACGUUAUUGUUUGGGCAUAUGUCGAUUGAAAAAGGAUUACCGUGGUUUACCGAAAUUCUUCGAUUAUCUUUGUGCUCAAAACGAAAGCUUCAAGUUAAUCCAAGAAAUUGUGUUGGUACUGUUCUUGCGUUAAAUGGUCACCGAAAAUACUUUUGUAUGUACCACGCUAAACACCCAGAGUCUGAUCAAGGAACAAAGAGAAUCCUAAAAAUUACGAAAUCAAUUUUGAAUACAAGAGAGGACCCAGAGGUCGGAUCGUUUCUCAAAAAAAGUUAUUCGGAAGACUCUGAAGCUGAAUCAAAUAUUCUUUUGGAAGAUAAUCUACUUAACAGCCUUGAUAAUUGGCUUGAAAGGUUGUUUGAUGGAAAAACCCAAAAAUAUUACAUAAACUAUUGGCCUGACUUUCCGAAUAAGUAAUAAACUCCAAUAUUUAAAAGAAAGAGAAUCCGAAAUACUACCAAGUUGGACACCUUUAUCCCAGACUCGAAUGAGUUCAUAAAAAUGAAAGAAGGAAAUAUUCGUCUGCUACUUAAAAAUUUAAAACAAUUUAUAAGAAAUAAAAAUGUUUAAAAUUAUAAUAAAUAUUAUAAUU
Molecule: messenger RNA, 2720 nt
Organism: Drosophila ficusphila
Lineage: Eukaryota; Metazoa; Arthropoda; Insecta; Diptera; Drosophilidae
Gene: l(3)80Fg
Product: dnaJ homolog subfamily C member 16
Exons: 12
Coding region: 206-2545 (779 amino acids)
Source: RefSeq, a predicted model, not a curated record